This is a messenger RNA of Hermetia illucens (black soldier fly), 1863 nucleotides long. It is a transcript of the gene SmydA-4, whose product is annotated as SET domain-containing protein SmydA-8. NCBI's taxonomy places the organism in Eukaryota, Metazoa, Arthropoda, Insecta, Diptera, Stratiomyidae. The transcript has 7 exons. Gene Ontology annotation, molecular function: protein binding. The coding region runs from base 247 to 1821 and encodes 524 amino acids. The record is from RefSeq and is a predicted model, not a curated record.
CAAAAAGUGGCCAGUGGCAAUAAGAUUUCUAGAUUUUCCGUUUAGCUUCCCAGUAACGCGAUCUAUUUGUCGCAGUCUCGUUCUCAAUUUUCGGUGGUCGCGAUAAAAUUUAUCUGAGAGUACUAGCCGGCAACAGGUGAAACAAAAAAAGAAAAUCGGAAAAGUGUCACCAACGCAACCAGUGUGAACUCUGUUUCUAUCAAAAAGUGCGAAUUUGGACAAGUUGAUUUGAGGACAGGCUUAAGAAUGCCAAAUUAUAAGAAAAAGAAACAUCAUUCGCAGCACAAACAUGGACACCAGACGAAAUCAACCAAAAAAGACUGUGAAAAUGAUGACGACACCCUCCAAAGUGGAUGGUCAAAAUUAUAUGAAAUAAAAACGUCGGAAAUGAUGGGUCGUUACUUAGUUGCAACAAAGCCUAUUAAACCAGGUGAUGUUCUAAUUGAGGAAAGCCCAUUGGUAGUCGGCCCACCGACGGAAUAUGGACCGGUGUGCCUUGGAUGUUUGAAAAAAGUUGUUUUUCCUCAAUCGCAGUGCAAGUGUCCAGGAUGCCACUGGCCAAUUUGCAGCCAGCCUUGUGAAAAACUCAACCAGGACCAUGGCCACACAAACUUUGAAUGUAACUUUCUCCGCGAAAAGAAUGUAGUUCAAUUCAUCGAAAAAUAUGGCGACAAUGAUCUCAAAGUAGCUUACGAAAUAAUUUUCCCUCUACGAUGCCUCCUUCUAAAAUUACAUGACAAGUCGAAAUGGGAGCAACUCAUGGAAAUGGAAGCCCACAAUGAUAUUCGGAAAAAUAUUACUUGGCUGUGGACACGAAAUCAAACGCGGAUUGUGAACCGAAUCCGUAAUGAGUGGAAAAUUGACGAUUUUACGGAAGAAGAAAUCCACACUGUUUGCGGGAUCAUCGAGGUUAAUUGCUUCGAGGUUGGACACGAAGGUGCCAAAGGACGAGCUUUGUACCCAACAUCAUUCCUAAUGGCACAUGAUUGCUCUUCAAAUUCAACGCAUACAGACAAUCCUGAAAAUUUCUCAAUGCAGAUACGGGCAAUGCGAGAUAUUAAGAAGGGAGAAAGCAUAACUGUCAAUUAUGGAUAUAUUCUAAUGGGUACAUUGAAAAGACGAGAGAGGCUCAACAUGGGCAAGUUCUUCUGGUGUGCAUGUCAAAGGUGCAGUGAUCCAACUGAAUUUGGAACAUAUUGCAGUGCUUUGAAAUGCUCAUCAUGUUCAAAUGGAAUAUUGCUAUCAACGAAUCCUCUUGACCAACAAGCGGAGUGGAAGUGUCUGAAAUGCAGCCAUACAAUUGAGGCUAAGCACAUCUCAUCAAUGUUAGAUAAGUUGUUCGACCAAUUGGACUCCAUCGACCCGCAUGAUGUAAAGGGGCAAGAAAUGUUUAUAGAGAGGUACGGAAAUAUUCUAGGCAGUAAUCAUUAUUUGAUCCUUUCCGCUAAGUACGAUCUCUGUCAACUUUACGGGCGAGCUGAAGACUUUCUUGUGGAUUCCUUAUCUGAAGAUUUACUUAAGCAUAAAGAAGACUAUUGCAGGGACGUUUUGAAGGUUGUGAAAGUUCUGGAGCCUGGAUUAUCCCGAGUGAAAGGCAUCGUAAUGUAUGAACUUCAUGUUCCACUAUUGCUUUUAGCCGGCCAACGACUACGAAAAGAACAAAUUAAUAAGUCAGAAUUUAUGAAAUGUUUGAAGGAAGUCGUCUCGCUCCUUGAGGAAAGUAGUAAGAUCCUCAAAAUGGAGCCUGGACAAAAGGAGCAAGAGAUGGCUCAUGGAGCAGAAAUGGCACUGAUGACGUUAAAGCUACAAAAGUUGUUAUGAUUUUGAUACUGCAUUUAAAUGCAUUUCGAUAUUAGCAUUUUU